Caenorhabditis elegans is the source of this 3575-nucleotide messenger RNA. The record is from RefSeq. NCBI's taxonomy places the organism in Eukaryota, Metazoa, Nematoda, Chromadorea, Rhabditida, Rhabditidae.
AUAAAUGCGUCGACAAGGCAGCGAAGAAGUUGAAGCUGUACAGCAAUUUUUAAAUGCUUUCGGGUUUCAUGAUAGAGAUGUGAUAAAAGUUCAAGAAGGGCUAUUCCACAGCCGUCAGCUCAACGAUGUGAACGCUUCGAGAACAUGUGUAGAUCAAUUUGUUAAGAAAUGCGAACUUCGUGAUCCGAACGGAAUAAAACCGCUUCGCAAAAAAAUCGAUGCUCUGAUGAACGAAUCGGUAGAAAUGAAUUAUAUGAUGGAUUUUCUUGUGAGAUGUCGACAGGCUCACUUAUUUCAUAAUGAAACAAUAAGAAAUAGUCCGAGUAUUGGUCUGGGAUCCAUUGGAGGUACCCCGACCAAUUCGAUUCCAUCCUCAUCGCCGUUUCAAAGAAGAUCUGCAAGUCGUGGACGGGUGCUCAGCACGCUGACCGGAGACCAACAAACUCCAUCAAUUGCCGAUUCAUCGUCUCGUUCUCGUGCCAAUUCCUCAUUUACUGCCUAUGACAAUCGAAUGCUUGGAAUGGAACGCCAAUUGGCUGGAAAUAUGGCUCAACGGCCACGGAGUCCGUAUACAAUUAAUGGAAUACCAACUACGAGGGUUCAGCCGAUUAGCGCCAGCAAUCAGCUUUUUACUGCUUCCAAUGGCUUCACACCUCCAAAUCCACAUCUCCGAACAACUUCUCGUCGUGAAGAAUCACCAUCUUCCUCCGUAUUUCCACAUAAUUCAGAUUUUGAACGUAACCGUGGUGGUGCUCCGAACCGUGCUCACCAGCUCCGCCAUCCGACCACAAGCCACCUAUUGAAUACAUCUGUGACGUCAUCGAUUCGGGCGAAUGUUAAUUCCAACUCGAAUACGCCGAUUCAUUCGAGAAUCGGAAGUGCUAUAACUGAAACCGAAUCAAAUGUUUGCGAAUGCUUGCUCUCCGCACUUCUUGGCAUCGAAACUCGGCUUUUCACUCCAAUUCACAGAGAAAUGAAGAUCACAUCAACUGCUUCACUGUCAACGACCCAUCAAGCAGUGUGCUCACGUAUCCUACCAAUUGCUAAUACAUAUCUACUAUUAUCACAUAAAGAGCCCAACAACACUGGACAAAUGACUGAAGCUCUGAUGGCGGCGAUUCGACGAAUUAUUGGUGAUUAUAUCACUGAUAUUGAUGCUUUACGACGGACUAGAGGCAUCAAAUUUUAUCAAUGUCUUCCGCUUAUUGAUAUGUGGCAAAAUCGGCUGAGAUUGCUGAAAAUGGCCUAUAAAAUUAGAAAUUUGCCCCAACUGGAACUUCUCGAAAACUUGUACAUUCUGCACGCGGCGUAUAGCUUUGAUUCGGAUCAAAAAUCAAUACUUGACGUGAUUCUUGAUUAUACAUUGGGAGUUUUUUGUAAUCAAAUGAUGGAAUGGAUGACUACGGGCGAAAUUCCCACCAGUGAUAAGUGGAUUAUUGAGAAGAAUGAGCAGAGCGGAGAGCUUUUUCUGCGGAAAAUUCCAAUUUUUAUCACGGAUUCGGAUGCUAGAAUUCUUCUCGAAAUUGGAAAAUCCCUUCCACACGUUGAAUCUGCAUCAGACUCGGAUCUGGAGGCAAUCGAUAAAGCGACUACAGUAGUCCGUACUCAAUUGGGUCCCAAAGCGAUUUUCUCGAAAAUUUUGGGCCAAAUCUUGCGUAUUCUCCGUGAUGUUGUGUGUGGAAUUGUGAUGCGGAUGGUGAUGGAAACUGGACGAUUAAAGGAACAUGUACUCAAAUCAACAUCAUUCUUCUUUUUGAGUGAUCCCAGAUUUACGACCACUCUCUACACUAUUAUAAAAGAAGCAUCACAAGGACUUCGUGUUGGAAGUACAACGCUCAGCCGUCAAACUGUGUCAAGUGCACUGGCAGCCGCACUCGAAUCGUGUCAAUCUACACAAAAUAUUAGUGAUAAGGAGAAAAAAGUGAAGAAAUUGAUGUUCACACUGGAUGCGUUGACUUCGACUGGAAGCACACCAAACGUGUCGUCAAGAAUGCAAUUUGUACAACCGUUACGCCCACGCUACGCGCCUCAAAUGGACCUGAUGAAGCCCAUUUUUUCAGCCUGCGACGAUGCCUACGAAUCGAUAUUCCACGUAAUUUGGUCCAUAGAUUUGGCUCGUUGUUCAACUCAAGAUGCUUCUUCUCAAAAUCUUCCAGAAAUUCAGCGUUUCCUCAUUAAAAACUAUUCUCUUCGUGAGAAUGCCACGUGUCUUCUGAAUAUGCUCGCCCACGUGUUUUCCAUCAUAAAUUCCACGUUGCUCCGUGUCCGAUGCCACGUUUCUGUGCAAUUGGCUCGAUUUUUGGCCCGUUUUUUGGCGGCGAUCGACGAAAAAUGUGUCGACGUGGAUGACGUCAUUGCUGAGCACCGGCGAUUUGUGCAUCGUGCGACGUGUGUCGUUUUUCUCAAAAAUUCGGAUCAAAUCGAAAAAGAGCUCGCCACUCUUGUCCGUUCCACGUUUGAUGCUCAAGAAUUCACGCAGGAAUUCGGAGCCACUUGGCGUGACGUCAUCGAGAGCACUGGAAAUGAUGAGAAUGCGCGGAAAGCAAGAAUUGCGGAGAUUUGUCAGAAAAAGACGAUUGGGGCGAGGAAUUUGAUGGAUAGUGUUAAUGUUAGUGGGGGUUUGCCGUUGAAAAAUCGAUUUUUUUUUUGCGAAAAUUUGAAUUUUCCAGGAUUUUUGAGCCUAAAAUUGAUUUUUCCGCAGUUUUUUGACCGAAAAUUAGUUGGUGGCCUAACUUUUUGGAUUUCUAGGCCACCAAAAAAAUUUCAAAAUUUCAAAUUGUACAGCAAAGAAAAAAGAAAAUUCACAAGAAAAACAAUUUUUAACCGUUUUUUUUUGUGUUUUUCACACAUUUUUGGCCUUUUUUUGGUGAAAAUUCGAAUCUUCUAUAAUUUUUGAGUCUAAGAUCGAUUUCUCCGCAGUUUUUUGAUCAAAAAUAAAUUGGUGGCCGAACUUUUCGGGAUUUCUAGGCCACGUGUUGAAAUUUUUAGGAUCUGUGACAUUUUUGACGAAAAGUAGCUUUAAUAUAAUUUCCGUUAUGAAAAUAAAAUUUUCGGCAGGUUUUAGAUCAAAAAAUGCAUUGAUGGCCGAACUUUUCGGGAUUUCGGGAUUUCGGGAUAGGCCACCAAGUGGAAAAAUUCCCGAUUUUUUGUGUAGUAUAAGUCGAAAUUUCAUUUUCACUACUUGGAUUUUUAGGCCAUCAGCUGAAAAUUGAUUAAACAAAAAGUUGAAGUUGGCGGCCGAAAUUGUGCGAUUUCUAGGCCACCAAUUUCGAAAAUUUUGAAUUUUUCGUUCAAAUCUUGAAAUUUUAGCCUAAAAUUAGCAAAAAUCGCUUCGAUUUUCAACCAAUUUAUCGCAAGAAAUUUAACUUUUUCAGACAACUCAACGUAAGCUCAAUGAGCUGCUCGACGAACAAAUCACCUACGGAAAUGAUGCUCUUUUGGAUUGAUUUUUAAAUUUAUUUUCUCCUUUCUCUGUCGUACAACUUUCUUUUAAUUUAUUCUACAAACUUUAUUACGAAUGUGGCCUUUUUCUCUUUUUUAUAAUUUUUCUGCCAAGUUUUCCGUUCAAAUUAAAU